Molecule: messenger RNA, 1978 nt
Organism: Rhincodon typus (whale shark)
Lineage: Eukaryota; Metazoa; Chordata; Chondrichthyes; Orectolobiformes; Rhincodontidae
Product: condensin complex subunit 3-like
Exons: 11
Coding region: 170-1978 (602 amino acids)
Biological process (GO): mitotic chromosome condensation
Cellular component (GO): cytoplasm; condensin complex; condensed chromosome
Source: RefSeq, a predicted model, not a curated record
CCCCCGCGGUGCCUGCGCUUUGGAUCAUCAUCUCGCGAGAGGCAGUUUGAAAUUUCUGGCGGUUGUUGUUGGCGGCUCGCGCUGAGAUCGGGUAAACAAAAAGGGCUGCUUUGUGGCAGAGAGGACUCGAGAGAAUCAUAGACAGCUAGAGAGAUUUUUUUCCAUAUAAAUGGGUACGCAAAAAGAUCAAAUGCUCCAAAUUCAACAAGCCUUUGAAAAGGCCCAGAAAGGACAUCAAAAUCUUGCAAAGUUGGUGGCAGGUCUUAAACAAAUAUACAAUCAGGAUGAAGAUAAAAAUAUGUUUCAUGAAGAAUUUAUCAAUUUAUUGAAGUAUCCCAUGACUAUUUACAAGCGAGAGCCAGCAGUAGAACGAAUAAUUGAGUUUGUUGCAAAAUUUGUUACUUCAUUUGAAGAGCCUGGAGAUGAAGAAAGUGACGAAGAAAAUUCUUUCAUGCUGUUCCUAUUUCGUUUUCUGCUCAAGUCUCACAAUGCCUGUAGCCACUCUGUUCGAUUCCGUGCCUGCCAACUUAUCAACAAACUUCUUGGCAGUAUGUCAGAAAAUGCACAGAUUGAUGACGAGCUAUAUGACCGUAUCUAUGAAGCCAUGCUAGUGAGAUUAAAGGACAAGUUUCCAAAUGUGCGAAUACAGGCUGUAUUUGCCUUGUCCAGACUUCAAGACCCCACUGAUGAAAAUUGUCCAGUAAUUGAUGCAUAUUUGCACUUAAUUGAAUGCGAUACCAAUCCAGAGGUGAGACGAGCAGUAUUGUCCUGUAUAGGGCCAUCAGCACAGACUCUUAGCAAGAUAAUUGGACGUACUAUGGAUGUUAAAGAGAAUGUCAGAAAAUUAGCCUAUGAGGUUUUAGCGGAAAAGAUACACAUAAAAGCGUUUUCCAUUGCACAGAGGGUAAAACUUCUUACGCAAGGCUUGGCUGACCGUUCAGAUGCUGUGAAAGAAGUGGUACAGAAAAAGUUGUUGCCAGCUUGGCUUCGCACCAUGGAGGGCAACGUUUUAGAUUUGCUCCAUCGUCUGGAUGUGGAAAAUUGUGUUACAGUGGCUGAAUCUGCUCUUAACUCCUUGUUUGCCCAAACCCCUCUCGAGGACUUGGUUGAAAAGUUUCAAAAUCUAAAUCAUGGAAAGGUAAUAUCAGCAGAAAGUCUUACUUGUGAGAAUGCUCUGUAUUGGAGAUGCCUCUGCAAUUACAUGAAAUCAAUGGAAGAUGAAAGGGAAGAAGCCUUGGAAAAGCUUUUACCUGAAACAGCGGUUUAUGCUGCAUAUCUCUUGAGCUACCUGAAAAACCUUCCAAUACUGAAUGAGUCUCAGAGAGCUGACUUUGCGCAAAUUGAAGAUGUAAUGAAGAAAGAAUUCAUAUGCCAGCAACUGAUCAUCCUUGUUGGCUGUCUGGAUACAUCAGAAGAAGGUGGCAGAAAAUGCCUGCUCUCAGUGUUGCAAGAAAUUUUGAUCUUGCCCAACACACCAAGUUCACUUAUUGCAUUGCUGAUGGAACAAUUGCUGUCCAUCCAGAAGGAGGAUGACCGAAGAAUUCGACUGAACCAUAUAACAACGACCGUCAAGUUAAUUAAACUAGACCUUGGAAUAGCUGCUGGACCGGGUAACUGGACUGAAACGGAGCAGAUUCCUGCUCAGACUCGCCCUCAGGAUGAGCCGAAGCACCGACCUUCCACAAACACCGAGAGACAUCCCCAACAGUCACCAACCGGCCGGGUCACCGCAAGGAGCAACGUGCAGCUCCGCGCCUUCCACAACCCGCGACUCCCAGGACAGCGCCGCCUCUGGCCAACGUCAGGCAAUGCUGCAGGCUCCGGUCACAGCGCCACGCCUGGCCAGCUGCCGGCAAUGCUCCUGUGGACUGAAAUUGUCGCAGCGCGAAGGAGGUCAUCUUUCUGUUGGCGCAAUUUGCUCGAGGAGCAAUUCAUUUUGCAUCGGUCCUGCUUCCCACUACGUCUUGUUCUCCUGUAG